GAGGAGGUGCGCUACUAUGUAAUUUCCGCUUCCUCUGGAGUCUCAUGGGCGGUGGUCCUACCCCCGUGGUUUCUGUCCACUGGGGGCCUCCGGCGGCUCCAGGAUCCGGGCCAGUAUGGAGGGGUCAGUUGGACCUUUCCCUGCCCUCUGCUUGAUCGUCUGACUUGCACCCUGUGUCUCCCCUUGCGUGAUCUUCCCCUGUCCUUUCCGCACCCCUUCCCCAACGUGUUUCCUCCUCACCCCCCCUUUGUGUGAUUCCUUCCUUGGUUACCUCUGUUCUCUGGCCACUUCUGACCCUCCCUUCUGCUUCCCUCCCUUCUCCAUCCCCCAUCCCUCCAUCCUUGCCUUCUCCAUCCCUCCCUUCUCCAUCCCUCCCUUCUCCAUCCGGCAAACCUCCAUCCUUGACUUCUCCAUCUCUCCCGUCUGCACCUCUUUACCUUCUGCUGGUCAUGUGUACUGUUUAUCCCUUCAUCUCUUCAGCUGGUUCCCCCCUUCCCUCUACCCAGAUCUUCUUCCCCUUCUUCACCCUCUGGAUGGACCCAAUUAGCAGAUUUUAGCUAGAGAAUGUCAGGAGUCAGGAAGAUCUGAAUUCAAAUGGGGCCUCAGACUGUCUCCGUCUCCUCAUCUGUGAAUGGGGCUAAUAAAAGCCCCUCCCUCCUCCCAUCCGCUGUGGGGAUCUAAUGAGGUAAUUACAGCACAGAGGUCUCUCCAGACAGCCGAUAGCCACAGUCACCAUUGUAUCCUGUGAGUCUCCUCUUCACUCCAUCAGCCUGGUUUGGUCCGAUUCGGUGCUUGCCUAAUUCCUCAGCUUAUCACCUGCCCCCUGCCCCAGUCUUCCAGUCCUGUUUGACUUUAGGCCCAGGCUGAGGUGCCAGCUGUUCCCACCUGCAGCCUCCAGAUGCCCGGAGCUUCCUGUCUGCCUCUGGGGGUCUCUUCCUCCUCUCCAAGCAAGAGCUUCCCCAGCAUUCCCUUUUGUCAGUGGUUCUCCCUUGUCUCUAUUGGGUGUGCUCCUAGCAUCCUGGGGGCCGGAGGCCUCCCCCAUUUUCUCCUCCAGGAACUUGGCCCAGAGGAGGUCAAAGUGCUGCCAUGUGGGUGAGGGGUUCUACCUCCAGCCUCUUCUGACCCUGGCUCCCGUGUGGACCCUUCUGGCCAAGAUGUUCUUGCACAGGAUUGAAGCUACUUUGUUCGUGUUCUCCCAGCAUCUAGUCUGAGUUCACCUCCAUAAGGUGCUGAAUAGCUGGGGAAGAGGCAGGGGCUGGCGGUGUCCCAGUCCGGGUGUCCCUGUCCAGAUGCCGGGGAGCUGCAGAGGGGGGCCCCCCGCUCACAGUUUGCAUGUCCCUCACAGCUCUGCCUAAGCUCUACCCUGCUCUUCCCCGAGGAAUAAAUCUGCCAGUGGGAAUGGCCCCUGGGCUCCUGACAGCCGGCACCCCCCAGGGGCCAGUGACCUUCCAGGAUGUGGCCGUGGUCUUCACACAGGAAGAGUGGCGUUACCUGGACCCUUCUCAGAAGGAGCUGUACCGAGACGUGAUGCUGGAGAAUUACAGAAACCUGCUCUACCUGGGACUUGUGGUUUCCAAACCAAAUGUGAUUUACCGGUUUGAACAAGGAGAAGCCUCCUGGAGGCCAGACCAGAGAGACUCAGGGAGCACCUGCUCAGAUGAAGAGACUGGGACUGAAUGCAGAGAGUCAGCUCAAAAGUUGAACAAUUCUGUGCAGCAUUCAUCCACAAACAAACUCACAAAGUCUAGUCUUUGUGUCUUUAGCCUGAAAGAACCUUGGGAAUUUGAUGUCUUGUUAGGGAAACCGAAGAGCACUGCGAACAAAAAUUCCCAGGAAGUAAGAAUUCCAAAGCAAACUUCCAAACAUGUGAUAAUUGGUGAAUGUAAUAAAAAUAGCCAAAGCCUCGGUCUAGAACCAAAACUCUUUCCAAAAAAAGUAUCCAUAGAAAAGAAUCUUCACAGAUGUAAUGACCUUAAAGCUGUAAAGAGCUUCAUUUCAUCCUCAGACUCAAGGAAAUGCAAUAGAAUCUGCUCGAAGGAGAAGUUUUCUCAGGACAAUGAAUGUGGGAAAUCCUUUGAUUCUAAAUUAGAUUGUAUUGAGUAUCAUAGACUCCAUCAUGGAGAGAAAUCUCAUGAUCAUAAUGAACGAGAAAAAACCAUCAGUCUCCGGCCAUUUACUCUUUCCCAUCAGUCAAUUGAUGUUGGAGAGAAAACCCCUAAAUGUAAUAAUUUGGGGGAAGAUUAUCCCAAAACCAUAAAACUUAUUGAACCGAGGCUUCACACCGAAGAAAAGGCUUAUGAAUGUAGUGACUGUGGGAAGGCCUUCCGCCUGAGGGAACCCCUUCUUCAACACCAGAGAAUUCACACUGGAGAGAAGCCUCAUAAGUGUGACGAGUGUGGGAAGACCUUCAGUCAGAGAGGACAUCUUACUCUACACCAGAGGAUUCACACUGGCGAGAAACCUUAUGAAUGUAAAGACUGUGGGAAGGCCUUCCGCCUGAGAGACCCCCUCACUCAGCAUCAGCGGAUUCAUACGGGAGAGAAGCCCCAUAAGUGUGACGAGUGUGGGAAGGCUUUCUCCGUGAGGACAGAUCUUACCAGACACCAGAGGAUCCACACUGGAGAGAAGCCCUACAAAUGUGGAGAAUGUGGAAAGGCCUUCCGCGUCAGGGCAGAGCUCACCCGCCACCAGAGAGUCCACACUGGGGAGAAGCCUUAUGAAUGCAGUCAGUGCGGGAAGGCCUUCCGCCUGAGCAAAGACCGCACCCGUCACCAGAGAAUUCACACCGGGGAGAAGCCUUACGAAUGUGGUGACUGUGGGAAGGCCUUCUGCCGCAAAGAACCCCUCCUGCAACACCAGAGAAUCCAUACUGGGGAGAAACCGCACAAGUGCAGCGAGUGUGGGAAGGCCUUUGGGCUCAAGAGACAGCUUGUGGAACACCAGAGAAUUCACAGCGGAGAGAAGCCUCAUAAAUGUCACGAGUGUGGGAAGGCCUUCUUUGUCAGGACAGAUCUUACCCGACAUCAGAGGAUCCACACUGGGGAAAGGCCUUACGAGUGUAACGAAUGUCAGAAAGCCUUCCACGUGAAAACAGAACUCACGAGACAUCAGAGGCUUCAUACUGGAGAAAAGCCGUACAAAUGUAGUCAAUGUGGGAAGACCUUCCGCCUGAGCAAAGAGUGCAGCCGGCACCAGAGAAUUCAUACUGGUGAGAAACCGUACAAAUGUAGUCAGUGUGGGAAGGCCUUCUGUGUGAAGACAGAGCUCACCCUCCACCUGAGAAUUCACACUGGAGAGAAGCCGUAUAAGUGCAGUCAGUGUGGGAAGGCCUUCCGCCUGAGCACACAGCUCACCCAACACCAGAGAAUUCACACUGGAGAGAAACCUUAUAAAUGCAAUCACUGUGGGAAGGCCUUCCGCCUGAGCACACAGCUCACCCAACACCAGAGAAUUCACAUUGGAGAGGAACUUGAUGAAUAACUACGUGGAAGGCCCAGUGAGGCAAAAAGCAAACACUUUACCUAACAGUUACAUUCAUGCUCGACGGGAAUCAUCCUUACUGAGGGCAGGCAGAAAAGGCCCGCCUGAGUGCACACAGGGCCUGAUAUAAGCUCAUAGGUCUAGAAUGGAAGGAGACCCCAGAGACCAUCAGAUCUGUCUCCUCAUUUAUAAUUAAAGAAACAGGGCCGAGGGAGAGAAUUGAUUUGUCGGGAGUCCCAGCAGUGAGGGCAGUAUGAAGUCGGGCCUCAUGAUCCAAGCCCAGCAACUUUCUACUAAAUCAUGCUGCCUCCUCUAAAUAUAGUGGAGAGAAACUAUUUCAGCAGCACGAGUGGGAAAGGGCUUUCUUCCAGAGCAUGGAGCGUUUUUGAUGUCAUCUCAUCAGAAAAAGCCCCUAUGUUAGAUGAUUUGGUAAGAUGUUCUGCUUCAGUGUGUAUCUGACCCCAAAUCAGAGAACUCUUGGGGAGAAAUUUUAUGAACGUCAUUAACAUAGGAAGGCCUUCCUGAGAGAACAGUUCACUCAGCCCUGCAGAAUUUGUGUGAGAGAGAAAACUUAUGAAUAUAUGAAUGCAGGAUAGUAUUCCCUACAAACACAGAGCUUACGUGACUUCACAAAAUUCAUACUAGAGAAAUUUUAUUAUAAAGAACAUGGGCCUCUUAAUGGAAUGGGGAAUUUGACAUCAGAGCAUUUCUGUUGAAGAGAUUCUGUUUAGAAUGCACGUGGGAAGGCUUUGCCAAUGAAAGCUUAUGCUACAUCAAAAAUCUACACUGGAGAAGAGACUCAUGAAUGAAAUAAAAUUGCCUUCUGCCACAGUUAACAUUAUGCUCAACUGUUAGUUUAUACUGGAGAGAGAAACAUGAUAAACCCCUUCAAUCAGAAGUUACACCUUUACUUGUUCAAAACAAAAAAAGACUUUUGUGAUCAUGUAAGUUUAGAAAAACUUUCUGUCCUAUAAAAAACCCAUGAGUUUCAAAUCCUCUUCAGCUAUGUCACAUCAGCCUAAACACUUAUGCAACUCUAGGAAUUUUUGUAUGUAAUUAUUUCACUGUGGCUUUAGGAAAAGAACUGUCAUUUCCCAACAAAUAGAUGAAUAAAAAAGCAUUUAUUAAAUUCUGAA
Sarcophilus harrisii (Tasmanian devil) is the source of this 4616-nucleotide messenger RNA. Its product is annotated as zinc finger protein 345-like. Bases 1333 to 3480 code for a protein of 715 amino acids. Lineage: Eukaryota; Metazoa; Chordata; Mammalia; Dasyuromorphia; Dasyuridae. The transcript is spliced from 4 exons. The record is from RefSeq and is a predicted model, not a curated record. Gene Ontology annotation, biological process: regulation of immune system process; regulation of cytokine production; negative regulation of transcription by RNA polymerase II.